Messenger RNA from Talaromyces stipitatus ATCC 10500, 342 nucleotides. RefSeq lists its product as uncharacterized. The record is from RefSeq and is a predicted model, not a curated record. NCBI's taxonomy places the organism in Eukaryota, Fungi, Ascomycota, Eurotiomycetes, Eurotiales, Trichocomaceae. The coding region runs from base 1 to 342 and encodes 113 amino acids. The transcript has 2 exons.
AUGACCCAUUUAAACAACAUCUACACCCUCAAAUCCCUCCUUGACGCAUUUCCCGAUGAUCUACUCCCCAUAUUUCGGCAGUACUCGAGAACGAUUCUGAAUACCAUCUUCUGGCGUCCGGUGCGGUAUUAUAGCGACGAGAAUGGAGUGGUGUAUCGGUGGAUGAUACGGGAGUUGAAGUUGGGGGAGGGAAAGGCUGGGAAUGGUGGUGGCGGUGGCGGUGGUGUUGUGGUUGGCAAUGUUCAAGAUAUCCAGGGAGGGAAUGGCCAGAGUACGAUGAAUAUCGCUGGAUGGAAGCAGAGGGAUAGGCUUGUUUUGUCGGAUAAUAACGAUAUUGAUUGA